Trematosphaeria pertusa is the source of this 1931-nucleotide messenger RNA. Its product is annotated as Protoporphyrinogen oxidase. Gene Ontology annotation, biological process: heme biosynthetic process. The coding region runs from base 31 to 1737 and encodes 568 amino acids. Gene Ontology annotation, cellular component: mitochondrial inner membrane. The record is from RefSeq and is a predicted model, not a curated record. Gene Ontology annotation, molecular function: protoporphyrinogen oxidase activity, oxygen as acceptor. The transcript is spliced from 3 exons. NCBI's taxonomy places the organism in Eukaryota, Fungi, Ascomycota, Dothideomycetes, Pleosporales, Trematosphaeriaceae.
GCAAGCUACAUCGACCCUCCACACACGGCAAUGCGGCUCAAGAGACAUGUCCCGCUCCUCAAGUCAACACUGAAGCACGUCGCCGCCCGCCCGCUCGUCUCGUCGCUCUUCGCCCGCACCCGCUGCCGCUAUGCCUCGUCCUCCACUGCAUACCCUGAAAAUAUCGCGGUGCUCGGCGGCGGUGUCUCGGGUCUCGCCAGCGCGUAUUUUGUGUCGCAGAGCUUCCCGGACAGCAAGAUAACCAUCUACGAGGCCGAGAAGGAGACGGGUGGCUGGAUAAAGUCCAGGAGAGUGGAUGUGCCUGGCGGCAAUGUGCUGUUUGAAUACGGCCCGCGGACAUUGAGGCCGGGAGCUGCUUGCUUGCCCACGGCGCAAUUGAUCCAAGAGCUCGAUCUUGUACAGGACGUUAUAUACACCAAACGCACUGCUCCUGGCGCCGCGAACCGCUUCAUCUACUAUCCCGACCGCCUCAACCGACUGCCGUCCGCUACCGGGCCCCCUACAUUUUCCGAAAUCCUUAACCUUGCGCGAAGUGGCAUAUUAGCGGGUGCGCUACAGGCAUUCUUCGAGCCAUGGAACCCGAGUCGACCAUCAACCAUGCCAGACGAGUCGAUUGGCUCCUUCUUAUCACGGCGAUUCGAUAAGAGGUUGGCAAACAACAUUGCCUCUGCGGUUAUGCAUGGCAUCUACGCGGGAGACAUCUGGCAGCUCAGCGCCAAGACACUCCUUUCGCAGGCGUGGCAACUUGAGGGCAGGUAUGGGAACGUAAUUGGGGGAAUGUUCCGAAUGAAUCAAGAGGUUCAGGGGCCGGAACAGAUCGUGCUGUGGCAUCCGUAUGAUCUCGACACCCUGAAGAUGAUGAGGGACGAGAUCAGGCUGGACGGGAAAUUGCUAGCACAACUCGGGGAUGCUAGUAUGUUUACAUUCAGGAACGGGCUGCAAACACUAGUCAAGGCACUGCAGCGGAACCUCGAAGGCAAUCCGCAGGUAGAGAUAAGGCUGGGCAGCGUGCGAGAUUACAAGAUGGCCGGGGGACAGCGAGUCGAAGUCGUCACUGGCACUGAGGAAUCACAGACGACAGAGACUUUUGACCUCGUCAUCUCCACUCUUCGCAAAACAGCUCUUACAGACUACGUCACCGUCAUGACUGUCAACCUCUACUUCCCCACGCCCGGCCUCCUCCCCGUCCAAGGUUUCGGUUACCUCAUCCCACAAAGCGUUCCAUUCGAACAGAACCCGGAGCGCGCUCUAGGUGUCAUCUUCGACUCUGACGCCAUAACCGGCCAGGACACUGCGCCCGGCACCAAGCUCACCGUCAUGCUAGGUGGUCACUGGUGGAAUGGCUGGGAGCACUUCCCCGACCAUGAGGAGGGCGUCGAACUCGCCAAGUCUGUCAUCCGUCGGCAUCUUGGUAUACAAGAAGAGCCUAUCGAAUGCCAUACAAACCUGUCGCGCGACUGUAUUCCGCAGUACACGGUCGGCUAUGACGAGCGAUUGAGAGCUUAUGCAACCGUGCUGGACUCUCAGUACAAAGGCAGGGUGAGGGUGGUCGGAAACCAGUAUCAUGGCGUGGGCGUCAACGAUUGCAUUAGGGCAGCCUGGCUGACGGCGAGGAGUUUGGAGGGCAAUGGGUGGAAAGAGAAGGGCACGGGCCUAGAGAGGGCUAUGGAUGACCGGAGUUGGGUCACUGCGCCGUUGAGGCAGACCUAUCGGAAAGAAGACGUCCCCGCGCUGUAGUAUAUUUGUAUGCAUGCAAAAGCGGAUUGCGGGAAUAACGUUUAGAAAAUGUACAACAUUCGACUGACAGGCCGUUGGCCCUACUGCUGUUGCACGCUGACCGGUACGGUGGAACGAGCACCAUCUCCUGCAGCACCAGGAGAAAUUCAGGGUCUCAUGACAGCUCUGUUCCACAGCCAUAGGGCGAUGGGGUU